Molecule: messenger RNA, 690 nt
Organism: Pseudovirgaria hyperparasitica
Lineage: Eukaryota; Fungi; Ascomycota; Dothideomycetes; Acrospermales; Acrospermaceae
Exons: 1
Coding region: 295-513 (72 amino acids)
Source: RefSeq, a predicted model, not a curated record
GCGUCGUAGCACGAACUACGGCCGAUAGAACCAGCCGGUACUGACGCCUUCGCCUCGUGAAGACAGUGUUGAAGACCUGUUGCUCCACCUCGUACCGAAACGGUCACCAAUGGCUAGAGGAAUGCCGAAGACGUCAGCCUCAUUAUGGUGGGUGAUACCCACAGCGUUCGUGGCGUUCGUUUGGGUCCCCGUUUGAAACCCCGCCAGGUAAUCCACAAAUUGAACUAUUGCGAAGCCAUUUGAGGCAUUUCAGCGUUGAUGACAGGCGCCACAGCUUAUGAGGGGUGCGUUAGUAUGACAGGCUUGACAUUAGCAUUAGUAGGAAGUUGCGUGUUCUACAAUGAGGCUUGCUUAGCAGUCAGUAUUCCUGUUGUUGUUCGGCCACAUGCCAGCAUGCAUGAUACAGCGGAAUGUGACAGUGGCAGAUUUGGGUGGACGCCAGCUUGGAUUGCGAGAUCUCAAGCUUUGAUCAAGACCGAAGUCUGUAGCGCCAUGGCGGGAAUGCGUCAGUGACCUAAAAAUUAAAGGCCGUUGAGCUUUGAAUAGUGGUCGUGGGCGGUUUCUCCGGUGGAACAGAGCUAGCAGUAUAGUAAGCAUGAUACUAUGCACGUCUCUCUACACGCAGAUUAGCAGCGAUGAAUCGGACAAGCAUGUCUCCUGCUACGGCCAGUAAAUAGCGAGAUAGCCUCU